GGGGCUAUAUAUAUGUGUCUUAAGAUCAUCACAUAUCACUUCACACACACACAACACAUUCAUUAAAGUUAUCAUAUUCAUCACUAAGCCAUGGAGAAAAAAUCACUUACUGCCUUGUCCUUCCUCUUCCUCGUUCUCUUUGUUGCACAACAAAUUGUGGUGACUGAGGCACAAAACAAAUGUGAGCAUUUGGCUGAUACAUACAAAGGACCAUGUUUCACUAAUGCUAGCUGUGAUGAUCACUGCAAGAAUAAAGAGCAUUUUCGUAGUGGCACUUGCCAUGGCUUUCGUUGUUGGUGCACUCAUCAAAACUGUUAAAUGGAUGGAUUAGUUGUCCAACAACAAGAAGAAUAUUGAAGCAUAUGUAUGAAUAAAGACUUCACAAUAUAAAUAAAUAAAUAAAUAAAUAAAUUAUGUGUGUACUCAUCACAAGGGCAUAACGUAUUAGUUAUGCACUUUUAUCAUAUGGAAUAAAACAUUAAUCAAUGAUUUCGUUUUCAA
Molecule: messenger RNA, 501 nt
Organism: Trifolium pratense (red clover)
Lineage: Eukaryota; Viridiplantae; Streptophyta; Magnoliopsida; Fabales; Fabaceae
Product: defensin-like protein 39
Exons: 2
Coding region: 91-318 (75 amino acids)
Biological process (GO): defense response
Source: RefSeq, a predicted model, not a curated record